This is a messenger RNA of Rubroshorea leprosula, 2477 nucleotides long. NCBI's taxonomy places the organism in Eukaryota, Viridiplantae, Streptophyta, Magnoliopsida, Malvales, Dipterocarpaceae. The record is from the annotation of a GenBank genome assembly.
CUUUUCUUCUUUGUUUUCUUCUUUUUGAGAAAGAUUUCUUUGAUUUUUUGAUUUGAUCAAGCUGGUUAUCUUGUGAUGGCCGUUAAUCCCUCUGCUUCCAGUUCUAUUCCGACUUUUGCUUUCGGCUCUGUUUCGGUCUUUGCUUCCGGCUCUGUUUCAGUCUCUGUUUUCGAUUGUGUUCUGAUCUCUGCUUUUGGCUUUGUUUCAAUCUAUGCUUCUGGCUCUGUUUCAAUCUCUGCCUCCAGUGGUUCUUCCAUUGAUGACGCGGGUAUCCUUCUCUCUCCUUUUGAGCCGGAACUCUUUGAUAUUUUCUACCUUCCCCUUAAUGCAGAUGGGAAGUUUGUUGGUGGAAAAGUUGUUCUCCCUUUAGGCUUGACAAAGGUGUUCUGUGAUCUUGACAAAGUGUCUUGGGUUAUCAGUAGUUGUGAUGUGGAUGAGAUUAAGGAGAUUUAUAAAAAGAACUUGAUAGAUCCGCAGGUUUUUCUUCCUCAACAUCUUGUGGGCCGUGCGGCAUUUCAAUGCCUUCCUCCUGAUAUAUCGAAAAUAUUGGCUGAGAAAGUUGAGAAGGUUGCUGGUAAGUCUAAGGGGGUUGUUCCUCAAGGGGCGCCUUUAGUUGUGAGGAGGUCUAAGAGAUUGAAAAGUGCUUCUUUUAAAGCAGCUUCUGCGGGUGGUUCUGAUAAGGAUGUGGUGGAGGGUUGUGUUAUUGAGGUUGAUAAAGAGGCUCCUUCUUCUUUUGUUUUUCCUGAUGAUGAGUUGCAACAGUUCUCUUCGGAGGGGAGACUCUUGAUUUCUUCUUUUAUGGACUUUAUUGCUGGGAAAAGCUUUUCUAAACCUUUGACGAGGUUGCCUUUGAAAGAUGUCGUCCACCCCGGUUAUGAUAUCGACUUAAAGGGUCCUUCCAUUAUUGGGCAUAGUUCCAUUGCCCGCGAAUCUUCUAAAUCCAUGCUGUUGGCUGGUGAUAAAAAAUUGCUUUCAAAUUUUCCUUUGGAGGCUCUUCAUGACAUGGUCGUUCAUCAUUCUGCUAGUGUUUGUGCUGUACUACAGCAUAUGAAGGAAAUUCUCCUGGAUAAGGAAGAUUCGUCUUACUGUUCUGCUGCUGAUUUGUCUAAGAUGCAGGAGAGGAGUAAGGAUCUAUUAAACUUGUGCAGCCAGCUCCACUCUGAGAAAACAACAUUGGGAGCUAAUUCUAUCGAAGUUGAGAGGUUGAAGAAAGAGCUAACUAUGCUCCAAGAAUGUUAUGAUUUGUUGAAGAAAGAGAAAGAACUUUUCUCUUUUUCUACUGCUGUUGAAAAAGCGUCUUUGGAGUCCUUUGUUUUGGCUUUUCAACGGUGGUUGGGUGAUCUUUCUUCUGCAAAUUCUACUUUGGAGAGGUCCAUCUCAGAUCUAAAGCUUAUCAAGAUGCUGCUCCCUUGUCAUGGGCUGAUUGUGUCUGACCAUCUUCCCAAGUUUGAGGAUAUGGACAUUGCUGCAUUGAUUCAUGCUGAUCCGAAAUUGAAGAGAACUUAUUAUCGGGGUCCUAGUGCUAUUUUUUUGGAUGAUUCUCCUAGGGGUAGCUCUGUUGAUGCGGAGGUUUCACAGGGUGCCUCCCCUUCUUCGCCUACGUAGCGAGUCUGUUUUUUUGAGAACUGUAGAUAUUAUAUUUUUCUAUUUGUUGUGGACUUGUUUUUGUUUAUCUCGGGUUUUUUUCAUGCCUUGCAUAUGUUUUUUAUGAGACUAUAUAUAUGGAAAAUAUGUUUUCUUAUAUUCUGAAAUUUGCCUUAACCUCUGUGGUGCAUCUUGCAUAGCUUUUGCUUGGGUAUUUAUGUACACCCAAACUUGCUCACAGCUUUUUUCUUAUCUGUGUAACUUCUGCUUGGGUAUUUAUGUACACCUAAACUUGCUCGUAGCUUAUUGUUUGCAUAACUUUUGCUUGGAUAUUUAUGUACAUCCAAACUUGCUCACAGCUUUUUGCUUGUUUGUGUAACUUCUGCUUGGGUAUUUAUUGUACACCCAAACUUGCUCACAGCUUUUUUGCUUGCGUAACUUUUGCUUGGAUAUUUAUGUACAUCCAAACUUGCUCGUAGCUUAUUGUUUGUCUGUGUAACUUUUGCUCGGGUAUUUAAUGUACACCCAAACUUGCUCACAGCUUUUUUGCUUGCGUAACUUUUGCUUGGAUAUUUAUGUACAUCCAAACUUGCUCAUAGCUUAUUGUUUGUCUGUGUAACUUUUGCUUGGGUUUUUAAUGUACACCCAACCUUGCUCACAGAUUUUUUGCUUGCGUAACUUUUGCUUGGAUAUUUAUGGAUAUUUAUGUUCAUCCAAACUUGCUCGCAACUUAUUGUUUGUCUGUGUAACUUCUGCUUGGGUAUUUAAUGUACACCCAAACUUGCUCACAACUUUUUUUUGCUUUUUGCUUGUUUAAGCAUAUUUUUGUUUUACUUGGAUAUUAUGUAUUUGCUAAAUUUCACAUUUUAUUAAGAUAAAAGUCAUAAUAUUGA